AAAUAAAUGGAAGCUAUCGCACGUGGAUCGCGGUAACCUAUAAACUGUACGCUGAGGCACGUGGACGAUAUUUACGAAAGUUAUUCGGUAAAAUUAGUUGUCGUUCGUGGAUAAAAUGGAUCUAUCGCCGGUUAAAAUGGAAGUUGACGACAGCAUGAAGGAAGGAGACGGCGGCGAUAACGUGGGAAGCAGUUACGAGGAAAAAUUGAAGUACACAAAUCAAAUAGCCAAACCCAUGGCUUCGAAGAAAUUAUGUAAAAAGAUUUACAAAUGCAUCAAAAAAGCUGCCAAGCAAAAAUCUUACCUUCGGAAUGGUUUGAAAGAUGUACAGAAGCAUCUUCGCAAGGGAGAAGAAGGGCUGGUCAUAUUUGCCGGAGAUGUGUUCCCCUUGGAGAUCAUGUGUCAUUUGCCAAUUGUGUGCGAGGACAAGAAUAUUCCCUAUUGUUACACACCUUCUAGGCAAGAUAUCGGUAGUGCCAUGGGUGUCAAAAGAGGUAGUCUCAUGGUGCUUAUCAAAGAGCACUCAGAGUACAAGGAACUCUAUGAUGAACUCAAGACGGCACUGGUCACAUUGUCAGCCCCACUAUAGGUUUACAUACUUGAUCAUUUUAUAAAUUGGAUGAACAAAUUUAUCGGCGUAUAAUUUGUUAGGUGCAUCAUUUUAUACUAAUAUCCUCUGUCAAACGAUUUCACAAGUCGUCCAUGAUAUUUAGUACAACUAAAGACGAAUAAAGUUGUUCCCAUCGGGUGCGAGAGAACGUUUUAUACAAAGGG
Ceratina calcarata is the source of this 774-nucleotide messenger RNA. It is a transcript of the gene NHP2, whose product is annotated as NHP2 ribonucleoprotein. NCBI's taxonomy places the organism in Eukaryota, Metazoa, Arthropoda, Insecta, Hymenoptera, Apidae. Bases 116 to 589 code for a protein of 157 amino acids. The record is from RefSeq and is a predicted model, not a curated record. Gene Ontology annotation, molecular function: RNA binding. The transcript has 3 exons.